This is a messenger RNA of Schizosaccharomyces japonicus yFS275, 1749 nucleotides long. RefSeq names its product ATP synthase complex assembly protein Atp25. Gene Ontology annotation, biological process: mitochondrial gene expression. NCBI's taxonomy places the organism in Eukaryota, Fungi, Ascomycota, Schizosaccharomycetes, Schizosaccharomycetales, Schizosaccharomycetaceae. Gene Ontology annotation, cellular component: mitochondrial inner membrane. Bases 178 to 1641 code for a protein of 487 amino acids. The record is from RefSeq and is a predicted model, not a curated record. The transcript has a single exon.
CGAUUUCAAUGAAACAGGGUCCAGACGAAGUGAGUUAGAAGAGUUUAUUACAUCUACGCGUCCAUUCUGUGUUGUUCUUCGGAUUUUCAAAUUAGUAACAAAUUCGAGUUUUUUUGGAACAAGUUGGCAUACUGAGAAGCACUCCGUGAAAUUGCUUAAUAACAAAAAGCUAACCAGAUGAAACAAGCUUUGAAACUUGCUGCAUGUUUAAGAAAAACUACGUUUCGACGAUCUACAUUUGAAUUUUUGGUGCCAUUGGGCAGAAAGUACGUUACUUCAACAGCUGAAGGAUCACAGAGAAGUGCCAAAAAACUCUGGUAUCAAAGUGAUAAACACAAUAUAUUUCCCUCCAUAAAGAAAAUUGACAUUGAGAUACCGAAGUUACCAAAAAACACGCCCCUCUUCGUCGAGAAACUAUUAUUACAUUUAGCAAAGGAUUCAUUUGUUUUCGACUUAUCAUGUGUGCGCCCGCGUGCCGAAACAAAGCUUCAAUCAGAAUGUGUUUUUCUUAUAAUCGGUAGCUGCAGAAAUGAGUCUCAUAUUAUCUCUGCGUCUAAGUCCCUCAAACAAUUACUGAAAGAUACAAAAAAAUAUCAUUAUGAUACACAAGGUCUCCCCCCCUCUGCAAAUUACAAGCGGGCUCAGGAGAGGCGCCUACGAAAGAAUCCUCGAUAUGACUCUAUUAUAAAUCACACUUCCGCUUGCUUGUGGACUUGCACGUACAUUGAGGAAUUAAACGUGUACGUUCAUCUGCUGACGCCUAAAAAACGCGAAGAGGUACAGCUUGAGCUGUUGUCAGAUGAUCAUCAAGCAUUAUUCCACGAUGGAACGCAUUUGUCCGCAGUCAGAAGUCCGUCUGCCAAUAGUGUGGAAGUAGAAGAGCAAAAUGGCAUGUCAAGGGAAGAAAUUUUUAAAAAGAUUAUGCUUGCAUGUAAUGACAUGAAUCAGGCUUUUUGUCACAAACAUGGAUUUUUGCUUUCUCACAUCAACUCAAGUCAACUAUCAACAAUUGAGAAAGAGGAAUUCAGUAGUGUAAGUGUACGUGACUUACUUUUGCAGGCUGCAACUGCUAAAUGUGAUCCAAAUAGUCAUAAAGAUCCCGAAGCCAUUGUGAGUUUACGUUUCAAGCAAGUGUGCUUACUAUAUCAAACGCUACGUGAUGCGCAAAUAGUAAGCAAGCAAACAUUACAGAACCUAUUUGUAAGGGCUUUGUUAAUUGCUUCUUUCAUUGAGUCAUCUUCUACUACUGAAAAUCCUUACCUUGACUACCGUUUCCGCAAAAUUGACCAGCUUAUAAGGCGACAAGGGGUCCAAUAUAACAGGGAGGACAUUAAGAUUAUUAUUCACAUACUCGUUAGCACACGAAACUGGACGGCUUUACGAAAAAGAUGGAACGAGCUGAAGGUUGCAUCCAUUGAACGGGAUUUGGAUUUAUAUACGUAUCUCUUUCAACAGGUAGCAAACAGCAAAUCACAAUGUGCUUCAGAUUAUUUAAUUACAUAUAUCCUUGAAGACUUGAAGUGUGAAAUUCCGACGUAUACGAGUUCAACUGUUCUGAAAAAAUACAUAGACAUAUGUCGAAAAAAUACACGCUCGACGAACACAACGGUUGAUCAAUCUCCACUGAAUUCUGUUUUAUGAACCAACAAUAAAAAUCAUUCGCACACAAACAAUUCACUGUGAACCAUAGAUUUAUUAAGUCUACCCCAAAAAGAUAAAUAGAGUAAAGUAUAUGUACAACAGCUAACA